Molecule: messenger RNA, 996 nt
Organism: Somion occarium
Lineage: Eukaryota; Fungi; Basidiomycota; Agaricomycetes; Polyporales; Cerrenaceae
Source: the annotation of a GenBank genome assembly
AUGACUUCCAUUCACUGUACUCUGUAGUAGUACAUAUUGAGAGAGCCUUACUGACGGUCAAUGAAAUGAGACCUGAGGCCUGAGGAAUAGCAAAGAACCCCAAUCACGAGUUCUUGCUCUUACCGCUCACCAUCAUGUCCUUCGCGCAACCACAUCCUCGUUUCUCCGUCCUUUCAGCCUCUUCCCUUUCAUCAGCCGAACACCUCUCACCCGCAGCUUCCAGUGCACGAUUCUCUCUACCUUCAGCACCUUCGAUCAACACCACUCUUAACACCCCCAAACCUGGACUGAGACCAAACAUCUAUGAUCGGAACCUCAAUAAGACGCGAACAGCUGAAGUCUCAGCGUCCGCAUUCACAUUCUUGUUCUCGGAGGUAGUACAAUAUACGCAGAAGAGGGUGACGGGGAUAAGUGAUCUCGAACGAAGAUUGAACACACUGGGCUAUCGAGUUGGAACGAGGUCUCUCGAGCUUAUAACAUGGCGAGCAGAAUCAUCGUCGAAGAAUCCUAAGCGGGAGAUUCGGUUCCUACCUGCACUUAUGUUCAUCCAUACACAAGUUUGGAGGGCAACCUUUGGCAAGCCUGCGGAUGCAAUAGAGAAGAGCGUGGAGAACGCCGAUGAGUAUAUGAUCAUCGACAACGACCCUCCACUAACACGGCAUGUGUCGGUACCUAAAGAUAUGAGCCAACUGAGUUGCUCGUCGUUUACUGCUGGGAUAGUCGAAGCUGUUCUAGAUGGGCUGGGCUUUCCAGCAAGAGUGACAGCGCACAAUACACCACUAGAGAACUUUCCAAACAGAACGACAAUUCUUAUCAAACUAGAGAAGUCGGUACUAGAACGGGAAGAAGCGUUGAAGGCAUAAGGCCAUCGGUUAACUUUGUGGGUGGUCAUGAUAUCCUAAUGUCUCAGUAUUCGUGAGUGGAUGUAUCAUUAUCGUUUACACUAUUUUUCGAUCGUUGUCGGAACUUCUCGAAUGGCCAAUGCGUUCUCCGGGU